Molecule: messenger RNA, 1742 nt
Organism: Olea europaea var. sylvestris
Lineage: Eukaryota; Viridiplantae; Streptophyta; Magnoliopsida; Lamiales; Oleaceae
Exons: 4
Coding region: 115-1230 (371 amino acids)
Source: RefSeq, a predicted model, not a curated record
CUGUAACUGAACGCAAUCUCUUACCGGAAACAUUGCCAACGGCGAGAUCAUGAAUACUAUCUCCGCUACACCUUCUUUGCCGUUUUCCGCUGAAAUAUAUUCAAAAUCACAAUAAUGCUAACAAAUUUCUCCACAAACGCCGCCGUCUUCCGCCUAGCGAUCACUGCUGCGGUCAUCCUCGCCGCGGUUGCUUUACCUUGUUACGUCAUUUACAUAGCUUCUGACUCCGCAGAGUUCCGAAUCCCCUUCCACGACUACGGCCCUCGUGAUCCUCACAUUGUCCCCUUGUUUCCUCCUGACGACGAUUCCUCUGACUCGGACAGUGAGGAGUAUAGUCUUGAAAGAGUUUUGAAGGAUGCCUCAAUGCAAGAUAGUACAGUGAUCUUGACAACAUUGAAUGAAGCAUGGGCUGUUCCAGGUUCAGUAGUGGAUCUCUUUCUUGAGAGUUUCAGAACUGGAGUGCACACCCGCAGUUUAUUAAAUCAUUUGGUGAUCAUUUCUCUAGAUCAAAAAGCAUUUUCUCGUUGUCUGCUUGUUCACACGCAUUGUUAUGCCCUUGUAACUGAAGGGGUCGACUUCUCAAGUGAAGCUUAUUUUAUGACACAUGACUACUUGAAGAUGAUGUGGAGAAGGAUCAAUUUCCUACAGUCUGUUCUUGAAAUGGGAUACAAUUUUAUUUUCACGGAUGCUGAUAUUAUGUGGUUCAGAGAUCCGUUUCCCCACUUCCAUCCAAACGCGGACUUUCAGAUAGCAUGUGAUCAUUUCUUGGGCGACUCCAGUGAUAUAAGAAAUACACCAAAUGGAGGAUUCAAAUUUGUAAGGUCAAACAACCGUUCCAUAGAGUUCUACAAGUUCUGGUACUCUUCACGAGAGACAUAUCCUGGAUUACACGAUCAGGAUGUUCUCAAUAGAAUCAAGAAUGAUUCCUUCAUUAGAGAAAUUGGGCUGAAAAUGAGAUUCUUGGAUACUGCUUACUUUGGUGGGUUUUGUGAACCCAGUAAAGACUUGAAUCGAGUUUGUACUAUGCAUGCAAACUGUUGUUUCGGAUUGGAGAGCAAACUUCAUGACCUCAGAAUUUUACUUGAAGAUUGGAAAUUGUUCAUGUCAUUGCCACCCAGUCAGAAAUCAUCACAUUCAUCAUGGAGGGUUCCUGAAAGCUGCAGUAUUGAUUCUCUCCGCCACUUUAAUCUAGCAGAGGAUGACGUGGAACAAUUCAACAACAGUAUAUGAAGGUUUUGAAUAGAACAUUGUAGAUAAAUACAUCAUUUGAAAAUAUAGCAUUCUUUUUCUUUCUGAUUCUCUUUCCACUCUGUUACCUCGCCACCCUUCAAGUCAAUAUGCACAAAAAGAAGUUGGAUGCAUAUUUUUCUAUGCCCUUACAGAAGGAAAAUUGAAGUCUAUGUACCACAACUAUUCUACAUGCAAAUAUAAUGUGAAUGCAAUGCAUCUUUGAAGGGUGCAAAUUGAUACCAAGUAGGACUUGAAAGUCUCUCCCCAUUCAUGCUAACAGAAUUGGGUCAGAAAAUUAGUAGCUAGCUUAAACUAUUAGGAUUAUACAGUUAAAUCCUUGUCUUUAAUACUAUGUACCAAAUUCGCACCAAAGGGUAUUACGAGUUACUCAAUCAGGUGUUCCUUUUAAAAAAUGUAAAAGCCAACAUUUUGCUUUUGCAGGUAGAUUGGACAAAACAAUACUGAACUAAAUUUAUCAUAUUGGUGGAUAAUGGAAUCAUAUUGUUACUUUG